This is a messenger RNA of Hibiscus syriacus, 488 nucleotides long. RefSeq names its product 60S ribosomal protein L34-like. Gene Ontology annotation, biological process: ribosome biogenesis; translation. The record is from RefSeq and is a predicted model, not a curated record. The transcript is spliced from 4 exons. NCBI's taxonomy places the organism in Eukaryota, Viridiplantae, Streptophyta, Magnoliopsida, Malvales, Malvaceae. Gene Ontology annotation, cellular component: ribosome; cytosolic large ribosomal subunit. Bases 84 to 446 code for a protein of 120 amino acids. Gene Ontology annotation, molecular function: structural constituent of ribosome.
AAUCUCAGCCGCUUAGGCCUUAUCGUCUGUCUCUGGCAUUUCUUUCUAAAACCAGAGGUGAGAAAAUAAGACCCUAAGAGAAAAUGGUUCAAAGGCUCACUUAUCGUACUCGCCAUAGCUAUGCUACCAAAUCAAAUCAACACCGUGUCGUUAAGACCCCCGGUGGGAAAUUGGUUUAUCAGACUACUAAGAAGAGAGCAAGUGGGCCUAAGUGUCCUGUUACUGGAAAGCGAAUUCAGGGUAUUCCUCACUUGAGGCCUGCUGAAUACAAGCGAUCGCGAUUGCCUAGGAACCGAAGGACUGUGAAUCGUGCCUAUGGUGGUGUUUUGUCAGGCAGCGCUGUUAGAGAAAGGAUAAUCCGGGCCUUCUUGGUUGAAGAACAAAAGAUUGUGAAGAAGGUACUCAAAAUCCAGAAGGCAAAGGAAAAGCAAUCCUCAAAGAGCUAGAAAUUUUAUUGCUGAUGAAAGCCGAAUUGUGUUUGGUUUGUU